UCCUUUUAACCGAGAAUUAGUUCAUUUUCGUUCAUCCUCAGACUCUACUACAUUUCCCAUGAUCCAACACAGCGGAAGUGAAAGCAGAAGGCGGAAAUAUGCGAAGGUAAAAUAACUACGAGUGAACCGAGUUGAUGACAACUAUUUAACAUAAAUUUGGCGAACCAAACGACUAUUUUUUCUUCUAAAUAAACCAGGGCGUCGCUAUUAAUAGAAAAUUAGACUUUUGAUUUGACGUAUAUCGUCGACGUAGCGUUUUCGCGCUAAAAACUCCUAGCGCUGUUGUCAUGGGGACAGUAACAGCUAACUGCUAGCGUUAGCAACAGCUCCGUAUGUUUCGAUAUUGACAAUUUAACUCGGUUAUAUGUUCUCCCAGGGCUGCAACAUUGAUCUGAUUUGAUUAAGAUGCUAAUUUGGCCCCUUUACACGAUCAAAUACGACAAUUACAGAUAAUAAAAGCGUUUUCUCAGCCUGUUGUAGACUCAUCUUCUUAUUAAUUGUACGUCGAUUUUGCGGAGAUGUUGUACCUAAGGUUUUAUAUUACACAAGUCACACAAAUAAGCAUAAUAAGCAGGAUAUGUUGUUUAAAGAGAAAUGUCCCCAACUCCUCAGUCUUCACAUUACACGCCCGUGUGCAAACAGGACACACAGCAAACAACUCCAUAAGUUUGCUCUCAUACACUGUAUUUUUUUUAUUUGGUGGGCGGGAGUGGAUGCAUCAUCUCCAAAGAAAAAGGGAAAAUAUGUGUACUUACCUUCUUCUCGUGCUUUAUGAAUGUUCUGUAUUCUCACACAUAAAAGUAAUGCUGGAAACCACUUCUUUUCAUUGUGUAAAUUAUCACAUGCCUAAAAGAAACACACUCAUAUUACAGUUUCUUACGGGGUAACGGUUGACUCUUCUGAAGCUGUGGCAGAGCUUGCGGGGUUAGAGGUGGAGUCAGGCCCCAUCGAAGCUGCUACUGAAGAGCUGCCUUCUAAAGGAUCAAAAUCUUUGCAGGACAAAGUUGUCUGGACACCUGUAACCAAAAUAUAUGUUCAAUAAACGAAAAUACCUCUAUGAGGUGUGAAACACAGAGCUGCAUGAAAAGCUUUACAACAUUUAAGUUAUUGCUGAUGUCUUCCAAGGUAAAUGUAGCAUAAUGAGCAUGGCUGCAUACCUGCACUUUUGUGAGAUGGUGCUAGAGUCUUCGGGGACAGCUGUGUGCCUACAGAACGUGCUUCCAUGUCAGUGUGGCAAGCAACAUCUUUUGAGGAAGGAGUCUGUACGGUUGUACUAGUUUGUGAUGAGCUGGUCUGUAAGGAGGCACAUGGGGUUAGACAAAACAUCUUCUCACUACAAAUUGACUUGCACCCGGGUCAAGACAUACGCUACACAGACACUGGAAGAAGUACUCUGGAGCUUCUCUGAAGCCUUUGCUAAUGAAUAGGAUGGCCGACCGUCCAGCAUCAGCCAGGACGUCCCGUAUUAGAGGCGCGUUGCCGCACGGGUAAAUGGUCAAGCUACAUGCUGCUCCGGAGGGGGCUAAAAUACGGGAGGAUCCGGUAAACCGGCGCAGAUCCGGUGUGUUUAUCAAAGCGUGGUGGCCGUGAUGAGGCACCGGGGGGGAUUUAGGCUAAACAGUAAGUCAAAAUAAAACGUUCAUACUUACAGAUGCCACCUUUGAAGUAGGAUCCCGGAUAGUUGGUACGGAUCCAUUCUUUAUCUUCAGACAUCUAGCAAAUCCAGCCUUAAACUGUCCCUCGUUGAUAAAACAGUCCGAAGUGAAAUGGUGAGCGCACACGUACAGAUAUUUUGGAAGUGCCGCGGGUACUUUCCCAUUAUAAAUGAAAUCCACCCAUUUAGUCCUCAAAUCCUCCGACGAAGGAGCUCUCAACAGAGUUUUGUGCUCGUUUGUGCAGCUAACAACAGAGCAAACGCUGCCUCUUCUUUCAGAUCGGGCUUUCGCCAUGGUUCUAACCGGAACAAUGCAAGCCAGUGGGAAUAAUGGGGGUGUUUUGAAAAUUUUGUGGGCAGGGCAGUGGGCGGUUCCAUGGGCAGGGCCACCAACCAGCACUUAUCUGACGUCAUGUCAGUAGAGUCUUCAGAACGGCCCUCUCUGAUCUGAGCACACACUUCCUGGAUACGGAGAUAACUCAAAAACGACUGGAUGGAAUUUUUUCGAACUUAGGUGGCUUGUAGCGGUUUUCUCUCCCUGAUAUGCACCCCUCCUGUUAACAAAGUCAGUUUUUCAUGUCAUGGCCCCUUUUUUCCUGCCAAAAAGGCUUUGCAGCAUUAUGUGUGAUAAAACCAGCCUCCAGCCAGCUCUGAGAUGAGGAUGGACGCUGAGGACCUGUUUUUAUCUCUAAAUAAACUCAAACGAAGCCCUGAGAUUACUCUCCUUUUCCUUUUAACCGUGAAUAAGUUCAUUUUUGUUCAUCCUCGGACUAUACUACAUUUCCCAUGAUCCCACACAGCGGAAGUAAAAACAGAAGGCGGAAAUAUGCGAAGGUAAACUAAGUAUGAGUGAACCGUGUUAAAGACAACUAAUUUAACAUGAAUUUUGGCGAAUCAAACGACUUUUGUGUCUUAUAAAUAAACCAGGGCGUCGCUAUUAAUAGAAAAUGAGGUUUUAAUUUGACGUAUAUCGUCGACGUACCGUUUUAGCGCUAAAAACUCCCAACGCUGUUGUCAUGGAGACAAUAACAGCUAACUGCUAGCGUUAGCAACAGCUCCGUAUGUUUUAAUAUUGACUGUUUAACUCUGAAAUAUGUUCUCUUAGGGCUGCACUAUUGAUCUGAUUUGAUUAAAAUUCUAAUUUUGUCCCUUUACACGAUCAAAUACGACAAUUACAGAUAACAAAAGCGUUUUCGCAGCCUGUUGUAGACUCGACUCGAUUAUUUGUAGUUGUAUUUCGGGAGAUGUUGUACCUAAGGUUUUAUAUCACACAAGUCACACAAAUAAGCGUAAUAUGUGGUUUUAAAAGCUUUAACAGCUUUAACUUGCACUAUAAGGAUGACACCAAGUGAUCCGUGUGACAAGGCUUGGUAGUGGGAGCAGAAGGCCGAAGUGUGUGUUAGUAAAACAGAGGGAGAGAGUCACCACAAGAAACAGAUGUAGGCUUUAAAUGGACCAUUUAUUUAAAUACAACUCAUAUGACAUGAAAUUAGAUAUUUCGACUAGAAUGGACAAACUCAGUAGGUUACACCUUGAGCUUUUUGUAGGUUAACAUUCAGCUGCUGGAUAUAAACGCCAUCCACCGCCACCUGAAAACCAACCCUCAUGCGGUUGUAUAAGUAUCUCCUGAGAUUUUUGACCCCAUGUCUGACUGUGUUGUGAUUUUCAGAGUGAGCCGGCGGUCCUGUGAGGACGGCCCGCUGCUGGAGGAGCAGGAGACUGAGGGCCAGCGGCAGCUCCACAGCCUCCUGCUGCAGCAGCUCCACACUGAUGUGGACAUUGACAGGUCAGAAUCUUUACGUAGAAUAGAUGACCUCCAAACUAUUACAACACCAAUCCUCUGAAAACUGGGACGCUGUGUAAAAUGUUGAUGAUGGUUUGAAAAGCCAAUAUUUACUUGAGAAAAGUGCAAAGACAACAUGGACGAGUGGAAAAUCCAAAUCUGACCUCCUUUUUGGAAAUCAUGGACACCACAGUCACGACUCUUGAGAGGAGAGUGACCACCCAACACACAGUUCCAGCACCCUGGAUCGUAUAUUAAUUAUACUAUACUAUAUUAGUAUGUAGUAAUAUUAAUGCUGAAGAGGUUUUGGAGAAACAAAUAAAAUCUUCUAUCAGGCCAGAGUGGGUCAGUAUUUCAGAGGCUGGUCUCCUUGGUGCUCAAACAUUUACAGAGUUUUUAAAGAAGAGAUGAUGCAACACGUCAGAGUUAUCAAAUUUAAAGCAGGUCUAUAUUUUUCAUACAACAAAAAACACUUCGGUUUUAAUUAUUGAUGUCUGUCUUUUCUGUUCGAUAUCAACUUUAAAUAAAUCUCUUUUCACUUCUAAAGAUAUUUGUCUCCCUCAAAUGCAAACUAUAGUCAACCCCUUUCACGUUGAGUUGAAGCGGUGCUGAUAAGACCUGUCUCGCUGUUCUUUUGUAGCUUAGAGAGUCUUCAGCUUAAUUCCCAGCAGGUCCAGCUGUACUAUAAGAAAUUCUCAGUUAUGUUUCCUCCAGAGUAUCCAGCAGAGCGGCCUGGAGGAGGUUUCAUACAGACCCUCAGGGCUACAGAUCGACUCACUCCAGAAACAUCAUGUGACUUUAGAAAUGUCUGCAGCUGUUUUUGGUCUGGCGGACUUCAUUUUCACAGUCUGACCUCAUUUUGAAAUAAAUCCUUUCUUUCAGAUGUGUCGCCAAGAAGCAGUGCUUCGCCCCCGCAGCACUCUACCGGCCGUUCGGGGAGCAGGCGGCCGGGGUGAGGAGUCUCUCCCAGUUCCAGGCCCUGCAGGACGGUGAGAGGGAGCUGGCCAGCCUGCGGGAGCUGGGCCUGACGGACGCUGAGAUCCAGCUGUGGAGGAGCAGAGACGCACCGGAGGGGGCAGAGAAGGUGAGAAAAAGUGACGUUCAGUGUUCUCCUUUUUCAUCUUUUCUCCGUUUUUCUUUAUUAGAACAAAAAUGUGUGAAAUAUCACCAUGUAGGCUACAUGAUGUUGGAUGUAAAAGGAAACCUCUCAGAGGAAACAGUCAUAAAGGUGCUUUAUAUAAACCUCAUCCCUCCUCUGUGCCCACACAGUCCCAUGGUGUGUGUGCAGCUCCAGGUGCGAAGCAGCAGCGCCUGCAGGUGAUCAGAGACAAGAUUGAGGCCCGGGCAGAGCUCCUGUCCCGCCCACAACGCUUCGCCUCCAGCCGCCCGCUGUCACGACGGGAGAUGGAGAUCGAACAGGCGCUCUUCCAGGGGAACGAUCGGCUGGGAUUCCUCGCCGCGCUUUACCACAGAGGUACGGAUGGACGUCAAACUGUCUGUUUAUUUAUCUAAGGAACUUCAGCUCAGUCAGAUUCACGUCAGAAGAAGAAAUCCCUGUUAUUCUUGUGUCAUCCUCCACAGAUGAAGAUAACCAGGAUGGCCAGCAGGGGGAGUCGUCCUCUGAUCCAAUGGACUCCCUGUACAGAGACAUCCUCAGCAAGGAGAGACAACGAGCCCCACAAGAGGACUUUCAGAGAGACACAACAGCAGGGACACACAGAACUGAAUCAGACCAGAACCAGGACUCAGAGGACCACAACCACCAAUCAGAAGCAGCCGCUGAUCACCGCUCAGAGCUGCAGGUGGGAAAAGGGUCAGAAGAGUCAGAUUCAAGUUCAGAGACUUCAGGCCAGCAGCUCCCCCAGGACAGACCUGCUGCUCCGACUAAGAUUAACAUUAAACAGCCAAUCAGGAGUCUGUGUGGAGCGGGGAGGUCAGGGGGGCCGCAGACUGUGAGAGGGGAGAUCGAGACGAUCACAGAUGAAGAAAUUCUGGAGAACCGUGAAUCUGAUGAAGGGAUCCGGAGCAUCCCGAGGUUUAGGAACUACCAGCCGGGAAAACCCUCAAAGGUAUCGACGACCAAUCAAAAACCACCGAAGACCAGAGACCUCUUAGUGUUUGUGAUUAUGUAUGAACCCAACCCUGACCACGAAUUUCCACCGCAUCCGGAACAGCGGCGAUUUUUGCCAUACGCCAAUUCCUACCAGAUCUGUUAGUGAGGCUAAUUUCAUGGCAGAUUACGGACAGCAGUGGGAAUCACGAGAACUUACAGAUUCACGGUCAAUCGCGCGAUAACGAGCUGUCUCUCUAAAGACAGACACAUAGACAUAUAAGCAGUAGAUUGUGUCCUUCCAGAGGAGGAAAUCUACUUCUAGACUUCUAGAAUCAGCAUCUCCUCAUCCAUGGUGUCAUCGGGGUGAAACGACGUCUAAAAACCUUUCACUUGUUCGUCUCCGCCUGUUUGCACAAAAUCACGAACUGAUCUGUGCUGAAUUUAUCCGCCAUGCUCCGGCGUCCGGAAAAAAUAGAACUCUAGUGAUCAGCUGAGGAGUCCAGCGAUCCGCAGAGGAACGGAAAGAAGUCGGUGUAAAUUGACACGUUUACUUGAUUGGUUACGAUUGGCGGACAUGACCUUUUUGUAGCUGUUCUGGAUGCGGUGGAAUUUGGGGGUGACCGAGCAUACGCCCCUCAUCCCAGUACACACCAGUACACAUGACCAACUCCAGUAACCAGGCUCUGGAUUUGUGUGUCCUCACAGGUGCUGUGUGUAAAGAACCUGAGUCCACAGGCGUCAGCGGCCCAGCUGGUGGCGCUGUUCUCCAGGUUUGAGCAGGAAAACGGGCCGUCAGUCGUUUACCGUCUGCUGACAGGAAGGAUGAAAGGUCAGGCUUUCGUCACGCUGUCAGGUAAGAGAGACCGUCUGAACGCUCUGAUCUGUCUCUGCAGGUUUUAGUCCAGAGAGACUGAGCCGUGUGGACUUUCCACUACGACACACAUCAUCAGAUCUGCUCUUGGCUCGAUUUGUCGUCCUUUGGCAGAUGCCGAGACGGCCCAGAAAGCCUUGCAGUUGGUCCAUGGAUACCGAUUGCUGGGGAAACCUUUGGUGGUGGAGUUUGGCCGUGAGCGACAGGAAGAGGGGAAACAGAAGGAGCAGGAUGAGGACUGAGCUGAAUGAAGAUGUUUAAUUGAUAUGGAUUUAACUGACUGGAUCAAGAGUCUCUCUGUCGGUUUGGUGUAAAUAAAAGUCUCUUUUUUAAAAUCUGAA
This is a messenger RNA of Xyrichtys novacula (pearly razorfish), 6702 nucleotides long. NCBI's taxonomy places the organism in Eukaryota, Metazoa, Chordata, Actinopteri, Labriformes, Labridae. The record is from the annotation of a GenBank genome assembly.